Molecule: messenger RNA, 432 nt
Organism: Enterobius vermicularis (human pinworm)
Lineage: Eukaryota; Metazoa; Nematoda; Chromadorea; Rhabditida; Oxyuridae
Source: the annotation of a GenBank genome assembly
AUGAAGUUUUCGUUCUUGGAUAUCGACGACUUCUGCAAACAACCCAGGUCGCUUAGAGAGGUGGAAGAAAGAGCACGUACAACGACGGUUUUGGGACAAUGUCGACUUGGCUUACCAAGUCUUAGCUUUGAAACCUGCUGUGAAAUACAACGCCUCGACGUAGAAGAACCAACUUUCCAAAAAACUUACUGUCCCACCAAUCACAAACCGAACCUUUCUGUGCAGCGGCAAACGCUAUCACACACCCAACCACCCACUUCAACGGAUCCGCGGAGACUUUCAAGAGGAGGCUUCUUGAACCCCAUAGGUAACCCACAAAUGAUGCCACUGUCCUCAAGCACCAAAACAGUUUUCUCCCGUUCCAACAGAGAACAACCACCAAAUGACGCCAAACUUGUGAUGUACCUGCAGCGUUUCGCAGAAGCAUCAUGA